UUUUAAGCAUGCAGAAGCGGGCCGUUUCCGGUUCCUAGACUGGUGUGUCCCCCCAUCCGAGGCCAGCAGCCGUAUGGGGAAAGCAGCGGCAGACACAGAUGGCAUGGACACUUCCACAAGGUCUGCCGCUCUGCCCUGCCUGCUCUGCCGGAGCCCGUUCGCCGCCGUCUCUCUCUUCCAGCUCGCUCCGCCGCCCAGCAGCACUGCAGCACAGCACAGGCUGACGGCAUGAGGCUUGAUCCAGUGCAUUUCUCCAUGCUGGUCAUCGGGGUCUCCUUCGCCUGUUACGCCCCGAGUCUCAACUCCCUCCAGGACCAGGCGUACCGAUCAGCCGUGGUCAUCGAGGGCGAGGUGCGCUCCUCCCCGGAGAACGUCUCCUCCCGGGAGCCCUACAGUGUGAAUGUCAAAGUGCUGGACGUGUGGCCCGUCAACAGCGGCGGCCUCGAGAGGGAGCAGCUCGUGACCGUCGGGGACUUCGGUUCCGAGGCCCCGUGCACCACGGUGGAAAAGGACCACAGAUAUAUCUUUUUCAUGGACCCCACAGCUGAGCCCUUGGUAUUCAAAGCAUCGUACGCCCCUGUGGACGCCAGCGAGCCGGAGCUGAAGAAGGAUGUGGAGAGAGUGUUGUGCGAGGACUGCGCCUCUGCUCCUAAGCUCCGGCUGACGCGUGGCCAGUCUCUGGUGGAAGGGGACAAGCUGUACUUGAAGUGUGAGGCGUCGGGGAAUCCCAGCCCUUCCUUUCGCUGGUACAAAGAUGGACAUGAGCUUCAGAAAGGCAGAGACCUCAAAAUAAAGACCAACAAAAAAAACUCAAAGGUGCAGAUCAGUCGUGUCCGUGUGGAAGACUCUGGCAACUACACCUGUGUGGCUGAAAACUCACUAGGACAAGAAAACGUCACAAGUAUAAUCAGCGUGCAGAUCUUGGCCACCACCACCCCGUCUCCAGGUGGGAGUCAUGCGAGGCGCUGCAAUGACACGGAGAAAGCCUACUGCGUCAACGGAGGGGACUGUUACUUCUUUCAUGGUCUUAACCAGCUGACCUGCAAGUGUCCCAAUGACUAUACGGGGGACCGCUGUGAAAACUCCGUCAUGGCCAAUUUCUACAGGCUUCUCAGAAUUGAAUUUACGGAGGCUGAGGAGCUCUACCAGAGGCGGGUGCUGACGAUCACAGGCAUCUGUGUGGCGCUGUUGGUGGUUGGCAUCGUUUGUGUGGUGGCCUACUGCAAAACCAAGAAGCAGAGGAAGAAGAUGCACAGUCACCUACACCAGAACCAGAAUCAGUGUGUGGAGCAACCCAACCGCAUGCUGGCCAACGGACCCAACCACCCCGGUCCCGGUCCCGAGGAGAUCCCCAUGGGUGACUACAUCUCCAAGAGCGUCCCAACAACAGAGUGUGUGAUCAGCCACGGAGCCGAGGGUGCAGGCAACUACGCAGGCAGCCGAAUGUCGACCCGUUCCCACCACUCUACCACUGCCUCACAUGCUUCCAGACACGAGGAGCAGACGUGGAGCAUGGAGCGAACAGAGAGUAUGAACUCAGACUGCCAGUCAGGUGGGCUGUCCAGCUCUGUGGGAACCAGUAAGUGCAGCAGCCCGGCGUGCAUGGCGAGGAGGGCCGCCCACUGGGGCUGCACGGACAUGUCCGGACCGGGAAUGCAGUACGGGGAUUCCUACGACUCUCUACGAGACUCGCCUCACAGUGACAGGUAUGUGUCGGCGCUGACCACGCCAGCGCGCCUGUCUCCGGUGGAGUUCCACUACCCCCCGUUGCCGCCCCAGGUACCCACCUUCCAGAUCACCUCACCUAACACAAGCCACGCCCUCUCCCUGCCCCCCGCCGCUGCCGCCUACCACAGAGACGACGACCAGCCGCUGCUAAGAUGCCCAGAUGAUGGAAGUUUAUACCGGCAGCCCCGGCGUCCACGGCGACCUUACCUGACGGAGAGCACGGGCAGUCUACCGUCCAGCCCCUACCGUCUCCCUGACGACGAGGCCUACGAGACCACACAGGAGUACGCCUCUUCGCGAGAACCUAUCCGGAGUCGGCGCCGCCCGCGACGCAACCGCCUCAACGGACACAUCUCCCAGCGUUCAACGGGCUUACGGGACUACAGCUCACAGAGCUUCAGCCAGUCAGAGGAGGAGGAGGAAGAGGAGGAGGAAGAGGAUGCUCACGGGGAGAGCACACCUUUUCUUAGUAUGCAGAACAUGAACAUGGACCCGCCCUUAACCGUCCCGGGUUUCCGUUCAUCAUCCGGUGCGGACACACGGACUCACCGCGGGCUGAGUCGGCCGGGGACGCGCAGCAACGGGCAGAGCCGCGGCUCCCAGUCACAGCGCUCCAAGGCUGACAACAUGCCCCUUUAAGACUGGACCCCC
Molecule: messenger RNA, 2379 nt
Organism: Centropristis striata (black sea bass)
Lineage: Eukaryota; Metazoa; Chordata; Actinopteri; Perciformes; Serranidae
Gene: nrg2b
Product: neuregulin 2b
Exons: 12
Coding region: 229-2367 (712 amino acids)
Biological process (GO): nervous system development; intracellular signal transduction; animal organ development
Molecular function (GO): signaling receptor binding
Source: RefSeq, a predicted model, not a curated record